CCUAAGAGCGCCACAGCAAGGGGUGGAUGUGCCGCCCCGAGCCAUGGGAGUGACUGGAGGCGCGGCCCACAGCACCUCGGCACCCUUGCUCUGUACCUGCAGGGAUUCUGAGGCACGCAAGAAACAGGUGACGUCAUGAGCUGCCACAUCUCACACGCCCCUGGACAUCUGAGGGACUAAAGGACAACCCGAAGAAUGAGGAGCGGCCUGACGGAGGUGUUGGUGGUGCUGGUGGUGGUGAUGGCGGCGGCGGAAGGUCGAGAAGAUCUUGGAGGUUUAUCCUUAAAAGCGGCAGAUUAUCGACGUCUCGGGAUAUUCCUUGGGGAGCUGACGCAUUCCCUUUACGCCAACACAGCUGCCCUCUGCCUUCUUCGGGAUCAAGGUGCUAACGCCACCAUCAGCGACUAUUGGCUCCUGGCGGCAGAGUUGCGGCGCAGCUUCGUGUACGUAGUGCCCUGUGACGAGCCGCUGCCAGAGCCACGCCCCUGCUUCGCCGCCACGCCCUCCUCCCACUUCACCUGCCGCAAGAGCCUCCAAGUUGAUAUUUACAUCACGGACUCCAAACAGAUGGGCCUGGCGAUGGCGCAGGUGGUGGAGCGGUACAGAGGGAGCAGGGGUGAUGUCACGCAGGUGGUGGUGGGUCGCCAGUUGACGCCGCCCCUGAAGAUUGAGGCCGGCGUGAUGUCUUGGAUCCUCGCCUCCUAUAGACAAGUUAGUUGA
Messenger RNA from Scylla paramamosain (green mud crab), 720 nucleotides. RefSeq lists its product as uncharacterized. The transcript is spliced from 4 exons. The record is from RefSeq and is a predicted model, not a curated record. Bases 196 to 720 code for a protein of 174 amino acids. NCBI's taxonomy places the organism in Eukaryota, Metazoa, Arthropoda, Malacostraca, Decapoda, Portunidae.